Colossoma macropomum (tambaqui) is the source of this 2027-nucleotide messenger RNA. RefSeq names its product polyamine oxidase (exo-N4-amino) 1 (gene paox1). The transcript is spliced from 10 exons. The record is from RefSeq and is a predicted model, not a curated record. NCBI's taxonomy places the organism in Eukaryota, Metazoa, Chordata, Actinopteri, Characiformes, Serrasalmidae. The coding region runs from base 377 to 1822 and encodes 481 amino acids. Gene Ontology annotation, molecular function: polyamine oxidase activity.
CGAAUAUUAGCGCAGGACUGUAAACACUGAGGAGCAUUAGCUAAGUUUCAGUUCAGCACGGAGAGAUUCUGCUAACGGAAGCACAAAGAUGGCAUCGCGUUUUUGGGUUUGGAAAACCCAAAACAGACCCGAAGGCUGUUAGGAAAAUCCAAGUAGCUGUGUGUUCCUGAAGGCUAGACCAACUUCAAAUAGGAGAUCCUACAAUAACUACAAGUUUUCCCGCAUGCAGUAUUACUGUACUCUGAAAAUCAGAGCCGUCCUCUCUGCAGACAGUUUGAAAUAAAAGGGCUGAAUCAUUCUCUGUGUCCUGCAGAGCGGUGCAGCGUUUUACCUCAGCUCAGUCAGCUCGUUCAACAAUACAGACCUUCUUACAGUAAUGAAGGACGGCCAGCAGCCUCGGAUUGUGGUGGUCGGUGCUGGUGUGGCUGGACUCGGAGCGGCCAUCAAGCUAAAAGAACUGGGCUUCACUGACGUCACUGUGGUUGAAGCGGCGGACACUGUUGGAGGCAGAGUAGCCAAAGCGAAUAUAGGGAAGGCAUGGGUUGACACUGGAGCUCAAUAUAUCCAUGGUUCAUCUGAAGAAAACCUGUUCUACUGUCUUUUAAAAAAGUAUGGCCUUCUCAGCCAAGUCCCUGAUGAGGGAAACACCGUGUUUUACAGACACAACGGAAGCAAAGUCGAAACAGAAUUUGCCGAACAUGUGUACGAGGCGGGGGAAAGAAUCAUUCGGGAUCGUGGAAAUAUCUCGGGGGGAAGCUUAGGAGAACGUUUUGCAGAGAAAGCUCAUGCUGUCAUUGAGGCCUCGCAGGCUGAUAAGAAGAGUGUGCAGGGUGUUCUUGCCUUGGUUGGGAAAGACUACCUGCUUAGCAUUGCAGCCUCAGACCUUCACAACGUCUCUGCAGAUUCAUGGCAAUAUUACAUCAACAUGGGGGAUGAUCUCAACGUGGAAGGGUUCAUGUUUCAAAUAGUGGAAAAGUUAGCAGAGGAUUUCCCCAAGGAGCGUUUGCUGCUGAAUAAAGCAGUAAGAAAGAUCGAGUGGGACGGCUCUUUCCCUGGUACAGAAGGCCUAGAAUACCCUGUGCGUGUGGUGUGUGAAGAUGGAGCGGAGAUUCUGGCAGAUCAUGUAAUCGUCACUGUAUCUCUUGGUUGCCUCAAAGCUGAAGCAGCUAACCUCUUUAACCCCAGCCUCCCAGCAGAGAAGAUGGAGGUGAUUGAAAACCUAUCUUUUGGCAACAUGGCUAAGAUUUUUCUAGAAUAUGAGGAAGCCUUCUGGGAAAAGGAUGUCAGUCGCAUUAGUCUUAUUUGGGAUGACGAUUCUAUUGCAUCUGUGUCCACCAGUCAAACCGAGUGGCUGAAACACCUGAACGUGUUUACUGUCAUGAAACCUGAGGAAAGGUUUGGCAAUAUUCUGAUUGGUUGGUGUCCUGGAGAUAUAGCUGACCUGAUUGAAACCAUGACAGAGAAGGAAUUAGCCAGUGCCAUCACUGAACAUAUCAGGAUUUUUACUGGAAAUCCACAUAUUCCUCCACCAAAGAGUAUUCUGUGCACACAGUGGCGUAAAAACAACUUGACGCGCGGUUCCUAUACUUUCCUCCCUGUUGGUGUAGAUGGGAAAGUCAUGGAUGUCCUGGCUGAGCCUUUGUUGGCCACUAAGAACCCUAACAAGGAUCUUCAGGUUUUGUUUGCUGGAGAGGCAACCAUAAAGACUCUGUAUGGUACAGUGCAGGGAUCUAUAACCUCCGGACACAGAGAAGCAGAGAGGCUGGCGCAGCGUUAUGGCAGGACAGCACCCCCUGCUGUUCACUGUGAGAGUCACACUUAAGGGCCCACUGUCACACAUUCUUCCCUGAGUUCCACUCUUCCAAAAAGAGUCCUAACUGAUUUACAGACCUUAUCUUAUGGCCUCAUAACCACAUGACCUCUCUAACAGAUUGUUUUUUGCCUGUGCUUUUAAAACUUACCUCAUAUUUUUAAAUAUAUUUUUCUGCAGUUUCCUUUCAAGAUCAAUAAAGAUCUAUCUGUCUGUC